GGCGUAGUCGCUGUAAGUACAUGGCAAAUUCCUGCAGACAGUGAGGAUGAAGAGCUCUUAAUCAGUAGAUUAAAGCCCUUUAAUUGAUUAUUUUGAUAGUGAUUGUCGUUCAACGUUAAAACGAUGACUUCAAAGGACCCGAAUGCAUCAAAUAGUGCCUUGCUUUAUUUGAUUUAUCAGCAUUUAAAGGAGAAUGGUUACCAGAAGGCUGCAAACGUGCUGAAAAAACAUGUAACUCAGGUAUGUUUUGAUACUAUCCAACUCUUUUUUUUGUUUGUUUCAACUUCUCACACCUAUAUGAGCACAUAGUGUAUUUGACCAUUUUGAAAUGUGUGUGAUUAUCUCAGAUUGAAGUCGUGUAAUUCAAUAUUAGGUGAGAUUUUCUUUAAUUAUGUUAAAUAUUGUUUCUCUGAAUAAACCUACUUUUAUACAAAUAAGGUUUGCAAUCUACUUUCCCUUUGAAAGGUGCGUCUUUCUGAAUCGCUACCUUGGAUUUAGUCAUCCAUAAUUGAUGGAGAACAUUAUGUAACAGUUGAACACACGUUGGGGCCAUGAAUGGUGGCACUGUACAUUUUGUGAAAUGCGCACCCUCGUCGUUGUUGCGAAAUGGUCUUCGUCUAUUUGUUUUUCAAAUGAAUAAAUUUAUUUAAAGCGAUUGUAUAUGUAUUCAGUUGUUUUUAAUACUUUUUGAAGAAUGUAUAGAGACUUAUUUAAUAUAAAAUACUCUACAUCAUUCUGCCCUAUGCAUUUAUGCUUUUGGUGACCCACAGAUAGAAACACCAGAAGAGAUCACCUCUUUACAUGCCAUCUACACAAGUUGGACCAAGUAAGUAUAGUAUAAUAUGUCAUAUUAGUAUAGUUUGCCUCAGGCAUAUAUUGUCAUUAUGCAGUGCAUAUAAAACAUAGUAGUGUACUAUGUGCCUGAGGGCAGGUAGUUUAGUGGUUAAGAGCGUUGGGCCAGUAACCGAAAGGUCGCUGGUUUGAAUCCCCGAGCCGACUGAGAGAGAAAAUAUGCCGAUGUGCCCUUGAGCAAGGCACUUAACCCUAAUUGCUCGUGUAAGUUGCUCUGGAUAAGAGCGUCUGCUAAAUGACUUAAAUGUAAACAUGUUAUGGCAUCUUAAGGUAAAUCAUUUGUUAUGUACUGCUGCUAUAACACAUUUUCAGGGUCUCAGAAAUCGGACAAAAUCCGAAACAAGAGCCUGAAGUGGAUUCCACCACCCUGAAGAAGAUUAAGGCCGAUCCAUCUACCAAAGAAGAUGUGGACUCAAAACCAAUUGGUAGGCUACCAAACCUCCUGCCCUACAUGAAAUUAAAUUUUCACAGUGUAUCAAAUUCACAAACCCUUAAUCAACCAAAAAACAACAUUCAACUGUUCCACAGAUAACAUAGACUUGAUACAAUAAAACUUUAUUGUCCAUGUUACGGCGAACAAUGAAAAUGUGUCUUCUGCUCUGUUCUCAACCCCCCCCCCUCUCAGAGGGCACACAUAGUUGAGACAAGCACAGGGUCAAACUACAGGGGCCAAGCUGCCCAACGGUAGGGGAAUGUCUUUAGGAUGUGAACCCAGCAGCCCUUCAGUUGACAGAUAAAUUCCCCCCUUUAUCCAGCACCCUGACCCAGGAAUCGAACCGGCCACCCUUCGGCUACAGGUCCAACUCCUUAGCUGCUGGGCUACGUACCGCCCCAUCUGGCAUUCAUAGCUGCACAUGAUCAACCAUGUAAAAUCAGCUUUCUUCAUGACUCUGCUGUUUUUCAGAUCCUCUACCUCCAGCUCCUCACACACCCCAGGCUGCAACCCCAGAGAAUGAGGAGCUGGUCCCACAGGAUGAGGUGGGUAGAUAGAGGAGGAGCUGUGGUUUGGGUCGGGCCUUGGCACCAGCGCUAUAUAUAUAUAUAUAUAUAUGUGGUGUAGAGAUUUAUGUCAAGACAAUACAUCCUUUUGGGAACUUGAAUUGGUUUGGAUUAGCAAAUUGAACAUUGUUACAUUUUUCCAGGACAGUUAAUACAAUCAUAACACAGAUAUUAUACAGUAUUUAUCAUGAUUUAGCUCCAUUUGAUAUAGUUGCUGACUACUGACAUUCCGAUUCCAUUAUAGAAGUUGUCAUCUACUCCAGUCAGUAACGGGACAGUGGAAACAUCAGCGCCUGUCCCAGCGGUCACCCCUUUAAAACCAGCAGAGAGCUCAGACAGUGACUCUGAGAGCGAAGAGGAGAUUCCCUUCACACAGGUGAAACAUGCUGUUCCAUUUGGAGGACAAAGACUUUCUUGAUAAGUGAGGUAUAUACAGUAUAUGAAAUUGACUGUGUAUCCCAUGUGUCUGAAUGCUUACCUCUCUUCCAGGGAGCUACUGUCACCCCAAAGGCCUCUUCAGCUGUCCCUACCACCACGCCCUCAAAACCUGCAGACGGUGACAGCCAAUCAGACAGUGAGAAUGAGAUUCCUCCAUCACAGGUGAGGGGUCUUACGACAAUUGUGUUAUAACUACAAUCAGUGAAAUUCAGAUUUUUUAAAGUGUUUGUGUGUGUUUCAGACUGUUGUCACUCCCAGUAAGGCCGCAGCUCCCAGUAAGACUCCAGCCACCCCUACAGCUCCCAGUAAGAUUCCAGCCACCCCCACAGCUCCCAGUAAAGCAGAGAGUUCAGACAGUGACGACUCAGACAGUGAAGAGGAGGUCACUGUCAAGGUAUGUCACACCUGAAUCGGUAGAAAUGAAAUUAAUUUCAGCUAAAUUAUUGGACUGGUAAUGUUUACUCUUAGGUAAUACCAUGGUUAUUCAACAACGCCUGACUGCCAUGCAUUUGUCUUUCCAUCUUCUCUGCUCUGUGUUUUUAGAAACUAACAUCUAAAGCUGCUCCCAAGACUCCUGCUGUAGGGAAGAAAGCACAGAGCUCUGACAGCGACAGCUCCGAAUCAGACAGUGAGGAGGAGCCUACUAAAAAGGUGAAUCCUAAUGAUACCUGGCUACAGUAUGCUCUCACACAAAUGUAAGGUUGUGUCUGAAAUAUAUUCAAUCACAUACAAGCUGGUCGAUCAUAUAAUUUAAAAACCUCGGACCACAAUGAUCGGUGACUUCCUGAACUUCCUUUGACCCAUUGUACUGUAUUUUUUAUGAAUCAACUUAAACAGUAGAGAUACACCGACAAACAUAUCUGUCGUCCAGUCACUGUAAUGAUGUGUGUAGACAUUGACAUAUAUAUUAUUAUAGUCCUCUAAAUCCACAGCUAACUCCCCUGUGGACAGUUUUUUUUUUGUCAGGGCUGUACUGCUCCUCUGUCUUUGUGCUGAAGCAGUGAUCCAUGGUCCUGUAACUCUGUUUGGACAGGGUCAAUCCCCUUGGCUCUAGCCUGACGAGCUCUACAGUGGCGCUCAGCUCCGAGUGAUUGUCUGUGACACCGUCCAGGAAACAUGGUUCUCAUGCCAUGCUUCAUUUGUCUCUGUUCCAGAACCCUGUGGCAACACCCAAAAAAGCCAAGCCUGUGGCUGCAACUCUGGUCAAGGCAGACGCAGUGAAAUGCACCCCUGUUAAAAAACCAACAGACAGCUCAGAAAGUGACAGUGAUGACACUGAGGAGGAGGUUCCUGUAAAGGUAGGUCACAACUGACUAAUAUCAUGCUACCCUGUCCUAUAGCAAGUUAUUUUGCUUGAAGAGCUUGAUAUAAUUAUUUGUUUCAGAAACCUGCACUGACACCCAAAGCUGCUCCUGUGAAACCAGCCAAGCCGAGCCCAGCAGCCCCAGUGAAGCCCAGUGUAGUCACCCCCAGUCAGGCUAAAGCUGCUCCCAAGACUCCUGCUGCAGGAAAGAAAGCACAGAGCUCUGACAGCGACAGCUCCGACUCAGACAGUGAGGAGGAGGCUCCUAAGGUUAGUAAAAUAAUCCUACUAUAUAGAUUGCAACCCGUCCCAUUUACUGUACAACGCACAACAUUAUCUACUGUAGCUCAAUGAUGACAUAGGAACUGCAGUAGACCAUAGACACCAGAAGUCAUUACUGCUGUGAUAGUCUCCAGCGCUGCAUUUGCUCUCUCCCCUCAGAAAGUGACACCUAAGACCAAGCCGGGGGCAGCUGCUCCACUUAAGGCUGUAGCAGUGAAAACACCAGAACCAGUGAAGUCCAGCAAACCAGCUAUCACUCCCUCAAAACCAGCAGAGAGCUCAGACAGUGACAGCAGUGAGGAUGACAUUCAUCUCACACAGGUUAAAGAAUACUCUUGGACUAUUAGAAUGUGCAAACAGCAUUUUUCAGUGGAAUCAUGUCUCGAAAAUGUACAACUUUAAUGUUGUUUAUUGACACUGGUCUGUGUGGAUUUGUGUUUCAGACUCCUGCUAAAGUCAUAAAGGCAGCUCCCAGUAAGACUCCAGCCACCCCUACAGCUCCCAGUAAGGCCUCAGCUCCCAGUAAGAUUCCAGCCACCCCUACAGCUCCCAGUAAGGCCUCAGCUCCCAGUAAGACUCCAGCCACCCCUACAGCUCCCAGUACAGCAGAGAGUUCAGACAGUGACGACUCAGACACUGAAGAGGAGGUUACUGUCAAGGUAUGUCACACAUGAGAAGUAGUCAUUAAACCAGUUCCCCUUGUCACUAAGAAAAACUAAUAUUGAGUUGGUUUUAUUCCUGAUAUCAACCUUGAUAUAAUUAUUUGUUUCAGAAACCUGCACUGACACCCAAAGCUGCUCCUGUGAAACCAGCCAAGCCGAGCCCAGCAGCCCCAGUGAAGCCCAGUGUAGUCACCCCCAGUCAGGCUAAAGCUGCUCCCAAGACUCCUGCUGCAGGAAAGAAAGCACAGAGCUCUGACAGCGACAGCUCC
This is a messenger RNA of Coregonus sp. 'balchen', 4805 nucleotides long. NCBI's taxonomy places the organism in Eukaryota, Metazoa, Chordata, Actinopteri, Salmoniformes, Salmonidae. The record is from the annotation of a GenBank genome assembly.